Messenger RNA from Saccostrea cuccullata (small rock oyster), 945 nucleotides. RefSeq lists its product as uncharacterized. Lineage: Eukaryota; Metazoa; Mollusca; Bivalvia; Ostreida; Ostreidae. The record is from RefSeq and is a predicted model, not a curated record. The transcript is spliced from 2 exons. Bases 65 to 931 code for a protein of 288 amino acids.
ACCGGGUAGAUUGUAUUUUAAUUCACCUUGAUAUAUUUAUUAUUAGGAUACAAGAGUAAAUGCGAUGCCGACAAGUAUAGGACCUACUUAUCCUUUCUCUAAAGGAGCCAUUCAAAGAGAAGUGAUGGCCAGUGAAAUCAAAGUUGAAGUCAGCAGAAGUAUUGGACUUAUCUAUAUUGAUGGACAUCCUUCAGGAACAGGUUUCCGUGUGGGAAACGACCUUAUCAUAACAUGUCUACAUGUAAUUCAGGGUGCUUUUUCAGCUAGACCACAUUUCAUUGAUUCCAUCCGAGUAUAUAUACAAUUUGAGAGAAAACAACACCUACAAAACAUUGAUCCAAGAAAGAUAUUCAAAUUUGAAGCAUCAGUUAGAUUCACACAUCAGGAGUUUGAUUUUGCUGUUUUGGAGUUGUCGAGGCAUGAAAUACCUGAUGUUCAUUUCCCCCCACCUUUGACCUCAUUUUGCCAAAUGCAGAUUCCGUCGGAAGUUCACCUUAUUGGGCAUCCUGGUGGUGUACAGAUGAUGGAAGACAGUGAAGUCUUUCCGAGAGUUAUUGAACAGAACAAUGAUGUUGAUACAUACAUUAGUGAAUUAAGUAACUGGAGCGUUCAGUAUUUCCCAGAUAGAUUAGAUCACUACGCUGAACUCCGUCUUCCACCCAGAAAAAUACUAUUUCACACUACAUUUGACAAGGGAUCGUCUGGCUCUCCAGGCGUUAUCAUAAAGAAUCACAAACCCUGUGUUGUUUUGAUGGUGAGGGGUGGUGCUCCAGGGUGUUUCUACGAAAAAAAAUUUCCUGGUCAUCCUGUCGAAGAUCGUAAGAGAGUGGAGUACGGAUACGCCAUGGAAGAUAUUUACAAGGAAAUGGUGUGUUCAACAAAUCAGAACAUUAGACAACUAUCCUCAGAAAUUUUUAGGGAAUGGUUUUAAUGCAAAUUAAUUGA